UUCCAUGGCGGCGGCGGUGGUCGCCGCGGCUCCUGCGCUCUUGAGGCGGCUGCUGGAUUGUUUUCCCCGCGGGAGGCCUGCUCUGGCGGCGUUCUUCGGCAGACUCUCAGACCGCCUGAGCCGAGGUCGCGAAAGCAGCGCUCGCAGGUCAUCAUGGCUGCUGUUGGCUCCAUUACUCACUUCCACCGUUCCACAACUGACUGUCCCCACUAACUGCCUUGGCCCUGAGGGAACACAUAUUUUUCAAUGGAUCAGAAACCUGGUUCCAGAAUUUGGUAUUGCUGGGUCCCAUGUCAAGGUGCUUUCAUCCCCAACUGAAUUCUAUGAACUUAUGAAGGGACAGUUAAAGAUGGCCAAGCAACGAAUAGUUUUAGCUUCCCUGUAUCUUGGAACAGGACCUUUGGAACAGGACUUAGUGGAUUGUAUUGAAAUAGCUUUGGAACGGUCAUUGAAGGGAUGUGGGAGUCCCAAUUUUAGAGUGUCUAUCCUGUUAGACUUCACAAGAGGAUCUCGGGGCCAGAAGAAUUCUCGAACCAUGCUGCUUCCACUCCUGAGGCGAUUUCCAGAUAAGGUCCGUGUCUCUCUCUUCCACACUCCUAAUCUACGUGGUCUUCUCAGACAUCUAAUUCCUGAGCGUUUUAAUGAGACCAUCGGGUUGCAGCAUAUCAAAGUCUAUCUCUUUGAUGAUAAUGUGAUCUUGAGUGGGGCCAACUUAAGUGACUCUUACUUCAGCAAUCGACAAGACCGCUAUGUGUUCCUACAAGACUCACCAGAGAUUGCAGAUUUCUUUACUGAGCUAGUAAAUGCAGUUGGGGAUGUGUCUCUACAGUUACAGCAAGAUGAUACAGUCAAGAUUAUAGAUGGGAUGGUGCAUCCUUACAAAGGAGACAAGAUGGCCUAUUGUGAAAUGGCAAAUAAGAGAGUGAUGGAAGUGAUCAACUCUGCCAGGGUCAGACAAGAACAAUUGCACACUCUGACGUUCCACGGCAACAGUACAGAAGGAGAAAUCCCACUGAGUGAUCCAAAGGCAGUUGGUGACGGGCAGUCAGAACCAGAUACGUGGAUUUAUCCUCUAAUACAGAUGAAGCCAUUUGGGAUUCAGAUCGAUGAGACUGUCACGGAGACCCUCCUUAUGGAAGCAGAGCAGGGUGCCAGCAUACAUCUCACCACAGGCUAUUUCAACCUCACAAAAACAUAUAUAGAUCUGAUUCUAGGCACUCGGGCAAAAUUCCAGAUUCUUCUAGCCUCGCCAGAGGUGAAUGGGUUCUUUGGAGCCAAGGGGGUGGCAGGUGCCAUCCCUGCAGCCUAUGUUUACAUUGAACAGCAGUUCUUCAGCAAGGUGUGCUGCCUGGGUCAGGAAGAGAGAGUUCAGUUGAAGGAAUAUUCUAGGAGUGGAUGGACAUUCCAUGCCAAAGGCCUCUGGUUGUACCUAGCCGGAAGCAGCCUGCCCUGCUUAACUCUGAUUGGUUCUCCUAAUUUUGGGUACAGGUCAGUUCAUCGUGACCUGGAAGCACAGAUUGCAAUAGUGACAGAAAACAAAGCCCUACAGGAGCAGUUCCAUCAGGAGCAGGAGCAACUUUAUUCCUGUUCUGGUACAGUGUCUGCCUCAACGUUUGAUCAGCCUAGUCGUUACAUCAAGCUGUGGGUGAAGAUAUUGACGCCUCUGAUUAAGAACUUCUUCUGAAAUAGAGAGAGGCAGGUCCUCUUGGUUGAAAGUCCAGACAUAGGUGGGACCUCUUGUGCGUGUCUUGUACACAGGACACUCAUACAUGUUCUUGAUAUCCAUGCGAUCCACAGGGAUGGCCUUGAUGAAAAUGACUGGCAUUGAGGGCGUCAGCUCCUUCAGGCGUGCAUCACUGAUGACACCCGUCUGAGUAUCCCAGCGUGCACCUGCAGCAAUAUGGGACAGUACUCUCAAGAUCAGUUGCUUUACAGCAAGGGCUAAGGAAAGGGAAUUUGCAUGCUUAUCAACCUUCUGACUUUAGCAAUAUGGCUACAUGCUAAACUUUGGCUUGCACAUGCUUUUGAUGCCAUCCCAGUGGUUUACUUACAUAUUUUACAGGGAUACGAACAAAAUGAAGCAAUUGGAUUCAUACUGUGCACUUGGCCUAUAGCAGCUAUUCUUUUGUUACAGAACGUUGUGCACUCCUACAAGUUCCUUCACCACUAAUUACACAUAGUUAAGCAGAAAAAUCUAGGCUUGUUUAGCUCAAUUUAAAAUAACAGAAACUAAAAAAGAAAAAAAAAGUAUCUUAGAUACAACAUCCCCAGAGUAGAAAGAAUUUUAGAAGCUAACCUCUUGUUUUUAAAUACUGGUAGGCAUGAUAAUAAAAUAGGCAUCUGCUGCCCUCUACUGAUAUGACAUAAAACAGGCAGCCAUCCAAACACCUGUCUUGUUUCUCUUUUCUGGGUGGUGGCGAUGGUGGUGGUGGUGUCAAAUAUUUAUUUGUCAGAAUGAAUUUGGAGGAUUAGUUCUGAUAGUGCUUUGGAUGCAAAUAAUAUUGCCUAGUGACUGAUUUCUAGCAUAAUUUCUGUCAAAUAGUCUAGUAUUUAUAUAUGACUACGAAAGCUGGACACUGAAAAAGAAUGAGAGGAAAAAGAUAGAAAUAUAGUUGCCUUUGAAUUUUAGAUCUGGAGAUGGUAACUAAGGCUAUCACAGACUGCAAUAACCAUUCUGUCAAACCUGGACCAAAUUAAAACUGACUGUUCUCUUGCAGCAAUGAUCACCAAACAGAAGCAAGUGGGUGAUGGACUAUGGAAAAAAAAUCCAUGUUUGUGGAUGGAUGGAUGGAUGCAUCGAAGAAAUGACAGGAUUGUCCUUGGAAGAGCUAUGAGAUACGGGUAGAGUCAAGCUAAGAUGAUGAAUAUUCGUCCAGCCUGUCACCAGGUGUUGAGCCUGACUCAAUAGAAACUUAGUUACCAAAGAGACUAAGCCUGGCAGGGAAUUUUAUUUCAAGUUACUCAAAGCUAUUGCACUCCUGAUGUACUGGACUGCAACUCUCAUUCCCAUGGCCAUUAUGGAAGCUGGCAUUAAGCAGUAAUUGAAGAGUCCUACUCAUUGUUUCCUUUUAGAGUAUGUGAAAUGGGCACCUGUAUUAUUUUAUUUUUCUUUGUUACAUAAGUAUGUGACAGUUGAAACACUGGCACAAAAAGUCUAAAAACAGAACAUUCUGAAAAUAAAUCUUUCUCAGUAAUUUACCUGUCUAGUCUCAGAGUAAAAUCUAAAAGUAGAAGAACCAAGUCCUGUUUCCAAAACUGUUCUCUCUCUCCUUCCCCUGCCUGCUCAGCAGGCUGCCGUGGAAGAAAAUACUGCUGUCUGUGAGCUGAAGUCAUGUUUGCUGAAGGUUUCUGAAACUGAGCUGAGGGUCACAGGAAAUAAUGCCCAUAUGUUAUUACACUAAUAGGUCAAUGGUCUUUACCUUCCAUGAAGAGCCCGUGCACAUAGGAGCCUUCUCGAGGUGGAGCUGUCAUAUCUUCCCUGUUUUUCUUGGUAACUUCCACUGAAAGACACAUUCUGUCAAGAGGCCAUUCAUUUUUCCUAGCCAUGGACUGCAUAAUGGCAGUCAGGAAAGACUGAGGAUUGAAGAAACCUGCUAGCCACACAGUUGUGGGUAGGGCAAAAUCUGUGGUCCAAGCCUCCAGCUCCUGGAAAUGAAAACAGUGAUAGCAGAUUAUAGAUAAGCAUGUUAAGGAGCCAUACAUACUUCAUACUGCAGCUUUAAUUCUCCCUGUGCAUUCCUUAAAAACACCCACAGCUCGAAUGGCAAGAUCAGUUAAAUAAAAUUUGCUGAACAAACUGGAGUAGGCACUUUGAGAUUUGUGUGAUAGCCGUCUCUUUGUUUUGCUGUGUGUACUAUUAAACUGUUAAGGUACAGACACUUUGGCACUCUUCUACAAUUUUAAAAACUUCUUUCUACAAAGCAAACUUACAAGAGAAUUGGAUCACAAAUGGAUCACACUGUUGGUGUAAUGUAUUGUAAAUUUGUUCCUUCUCUAGUCCUCUGCAAAACCAAUGGGGGGCGGGAGGGGGAAUUGCUGCUGGAAGAAUGACCUAGCUGGAUUUCUGGAGAGAUGUCUAUUGCUGACCAUUAUGAUAACCUUGGGUAAAACACUGCAAUAAACUCAUUCUUUUACUGAAUAA
Molecule: messenger RNA, 4141 nt
Organism: Candoia aspera
Lineage: Eukaryota; Metazoa; Chordata; Lepidosauria; Squamata; Candoiidae
Gene: PGS1
Product: phosphatidylglycerophosphate synthase 1
Exons: 10
Coding region: 5-1684 (559 amino acids)
Biological process (GO): cardiolipin biosynthetic process
Cellular component (GO): mitochondrion
Molecular function (GO): CDP-diacylglycerol-glycerol-3-phosphate 3-phosphatidyltransferase activity
Source: RefSeq, a predicted model, not a curated record